This is a messenger RNA of Arachis duranensis, 891 nucleotides long. RefSeq lists its product as uncharacterized. The record is from RefSeq and is a predicted model, not a curated record. Lineage: Eukaryota; Viridiplantae; Streptophyta; Magnoliopsida; Fabales; Fabaceae. Bases 1 to 891 code for a protein of 296 amino acids. The transcript has a single exon. Gene Ontology annotation, molecular function: RNA-DNA hybrid ribonuclease activity; nucleic acid binding.
AUGGUGAAUGUUCGCCCACAUGAGCCUUUGAAACUAUAUAUUGCAGCAUAUACAAACCCAAUUGGGUGUAUGCUAGCCCAAGAUGAUGAGAACAGGCAUGAAUGGGCAAUUUAUUACCUUAGUCGCGUUUUGACUGAUAUUGAAGUAAGGUAUUCCCCAAUAGAAAGAUUGUGUUUAUCCCUAUACUAUGCGUGUAUGAAAUUAAAAUGUUACAUAGUAGCUAAAUCAGUGAAAGUUAUGGCGCAAACUGAUCUUGUCAAAUAUAUGUUGAGUUUUCCAACGUUAGGAGGAUGUUUAGGAAAAUGGAUGCUACCUUUAAUAGAAUUCGAUUUACAAUAUGUCCCAACAAAGGCUGUGAAAGGUCAGGUCAUUUCAGAUUUUUUAGUUGAUCAUUCGAAUAAUUCGAAUGACCAAGGGGCAAAUGUACUCGACAUUAAAGUCGAUUAUUGGAAGUUAUAUUUUGAUGGAUCAAAGCACAAGGAUGGUGCAGGGGUAGGAAUUCUCAUUAUCUCGCCAGAAGAGAUUCCAUCAGAAUUCCUGUUUGAGUUAAAAUAUCAUUGCUCGAACAAUAUGGCAGAGUAUCAAGCUUUAAUUUUAGGCCUUGAAAGCUUGAUCGGAAAAGGGGCUUUGGAAGUUCAAAUCCUAGGGGAUUCUCAAUUAGUCCUGAAGCAGUUAUCGAAGGAGUUCAAAUGUAAUAAUGAGAAGUUACGAAAAUAUUUGGCAACGGCUUGGGAGUUGUUAACUUCUUUUCGAAAAAUUUCACUGGUUCAUAUCCCAAGGAUUCAGAACGAGAUCGCCAAUGAGUUAGCCCAAAUUGCUUCGAGAUAUAGAAUUGGCCUAGAAACAUUAAGAAAGUUGGAUAGUAUCUGUCAAAUAUUGGUGCCUGGAUGA